Molecule: messenger RNA, 6055 nt
Organism: Vitrella brassicaformis
Lineage: Eukaryota; Vitrellaceae
Source: the annotation of a GenBank genome assembly
GGUGGAUUGCAUUCAUGGGUAGAGAGAGAGACAUGGGUUUGUGUGUCAUAUGAUCGAUCAUCAAGGCGAUUGCGCGGGCGGACAAGAUGAAGACACUCUCGUCAAAUAUAAAACGUAGGCAACGAUAGACUCCUGCCUUCCCCUCCUACCUCCCCUCUCAAACCACCACCACCACCACGCACGCGUAUCCUUGGCCUCUUCCUCAUUCUCGUCGUCAUCAUCGACAACGAAGCCCGGGAGGGUGGGGCUGGGGGGAUGGUGGGGGUACUGGGGAGGGGUCUGGAACGGAUUGCCGUUGGCCGUGGGCAUCAUGGUCUGGUUGGGGGGUGUGCGGAACCCGCUCUCCUCGUCGAGCUCGUCAUCGUCAAUAAUGCCCGAGUUGCCCAUUCCCUGCCCCUCCCCAGCCCCCUUGCCGUCCUCACCAUUCUCGUGCUCAUCUCUAUCGCGGCCGGGGCUUCCCGGGGGCGUCACGUCGGGGAUGGCGACGCUACCAGCACCUGCUUGGCCACCUGCUUGGCCACCAUCACCACCGGCAUCUCUCCCGCUCUCUGUGUUGGGCGGCGGUGUCUCGUCACCCAGGCGGCUCGACAGACGUACCCGCUCUAGACGUGUCUGUGUGGACAAACAGUAUCCAUGAAGCGUCUUUUGUCUGUCAUCCGUGGUCAACUGGUGGUGUCUAUACCUUGUAGUGGUCCUCUAGAAUGCGCGGGUCGUCGCCAUCGAUGACAACCCCGACGACACUGUCUCUCUCCCGCACUGCGAAGUUGCACUGGCCGUUGAAUGCCGUCUCACAGACGUCGGGUUGCUCGUCGUACCGGCAGGUGAGACAGCACACGAGCCCAACCUGAGAAGGCCAAGACACACAGGGUGAUCCAUCCAUCCAAUACAGAACUACCAAGAUAAACCUUGAUGCAUGCGUCCGUACCCCCACUAUGUCGUCGCACCGCGCCCUCCCCGCAGCGACACCACGACGUAUGGCGGCGAGGACGUCUUUGAAGUUGGAGUUGAGUGUGGCUGCGAUUGUGAGCGGAUAGAAACUCAGUUCCAGGGCCACCACCCCCUGCCUGUGUCUGUCCUCGAUGGCCUCCGCAACCACGCGCUCAAGCACCUCCACCGAGUCUGCACAUAUUCAUGAAUAAGUCACGCCACACAGAAUGACAUACACAAUAGGACGCAAACCCAGGGCUGGUUCGUGUGUGUGUGUGUGUGGACUGUGCGCACCGAGUAUUUUCGCGAUGCGAUCAAACACCUCCCUGAUGGUCUCGGUUUCCCUGUUGGUUUCGGUUUGGGGGUAGGCCUUGCUUGCCACCACCACCGCACUGGCCUUGGCCUCGCGCAACUCGUCGGCUGCACACACAGACACACACACAGACACAGCUCCCAUUUCCUCACCUACCGUCUGUGUGCUGCUUGGGCCGAUCUGGGUCCCCUCGUUGUGCAGCUGCCACCAUCCGUCGAGCAGGAGAGACAAGGCACGGUCUUCGAAUAUAAAACGUAGACAGCGAUCUGCAAAGAAGAGACAUAAGCUGAGGCACUCUCGCCUGGCACACUGACGCCCUGUUCGUCUACCUGGAAUGCGUCGACAAACGACACGGGCGCAUUCCAGGUAGACGACGAAUUCCACCAUCUCGGUGAACUGGUGGUGGCCAGCACACAGAUACGUGCAACAAACCAAACCAACCUACACACACAAGACACACAAAGAGAGAGAAGUUGGUACAUGCGUGAAUGUGUGUGUAUGUGUAUGUGUACCUCUAUUUCAUGGUUACAUCGCCCUCGCCCUUCCUCCACACCCCUCUGGAUGGCAUCCAGGAUGUCCGCCGCGGAAUGGUCGUAGACACCGGUGAAAUACGUGGGGCAGAAGCGGAGCUCCAGUGCCGUCACGCCAUCCCUGUAGCGGUCCUCGAUAGCCUCGGCCGUCACCUCCUGCACGACCUCCGGCGUAUCUGCAGUAUUAGAUGCAUGAAUGCAGGCAGGGAAAAGGCAUGGAGACAGGCGCUUAGUCUGGGAGGUAAUAUAUAUCUGUUGGCAUAUGUAAUGAGCUCGUGUGCUUACCAAAGAUGUCCGAUAGGCGCCCGAGCUGGGCCCGGCAGCCGGGUCUUGUGCGUGUUCUUCACGUCCACGGUGAAGUAGUCCACCUGGUCCCUCUCGUUGUCUGGCAGAGGCAGCCCCAGCCGCCUGUAGUGUCUGAUCAAACGCAGAGAGAGGGACAGAAAGGCAAUAAGCAGAGCCUCUCCCAAGUGCAUUUGUGUGCAACCGCACCGUACCGUAUGGCCGUCUCGGGUCUCACGGAGCCCUCGAGGUUGCAGUGCAAGUCGGCCUUGGGGAGCCUUUUGAACCUGACAGAAUGCCAGAGCACACAGACGUACAGCCAGGGAGUUGCAUGCACCGUUUGUUGCAUUUGGUCAGCAUCCAAUUGUCGCAUGACAGCUGUACCAGGCAGAUUGAGGGUCUUCCUCCUCAGCUUCUUCCAGUUCUCCCUCGUCAAAGAUGAUCCCUGGUCUCUCCUCCAUCGCUUGGGCCAGCGACAGCGUCACAGAGCGACUCAACACGGAGCACUACUUUGAAUCUUCCAGUUCUCCCUCUUGUAGAAUAUGCUGUGUAAGUCAGAUUCCUCACCACUCUACCGCCAGGGCUGGGGACCUCGAAGUCCAUCGUGAAGUGCUCAGCGAGCAGAUGGCUUUUGGCCUCCUCGGAGAUGAAGGAGUUGCAGAUGCUCUCCCGGCAGAGCCCAACCAGCUGCCAGGCCGUUAAGCCUUCAUGCAGGUGGAGGUUCCGGUAGGCAGCGGGCAGGUCCACGGCCAGCAUGGCCGAAGCGUGCUGCUUGGGGCGAUCUUGGUCUCCUCGUUGUGCAGCUGCUACCAUCCGUCGAGCAGGAGAGACAAGACACGGUCUUCGAAUAUAAAACGUAGACAGCGAUCUGCAGAGAAGAGACAUAAGCUGAGGCACUCUUGCCUGGCACACUGACGCCCUGUUCGUCUACCUGGAAUGCGUCGACAAACGACACGGGGCGCAUUCCAGGUAGACGACGAAUUCCACCAUCUCCGUGAACUGCUGGUGGCCAGCACACAGACACGUGCAACAAGCCAAACCAACCUACACACACAAGACACACAAAGAGAGAGAAGUUGGUACAUGCGUGAAUGUGUGUGUAUGUGUAUGUGUACCUCUAUUUCAUGGUUACAUCGCCCUCGCCCUUCCUCCACACCCCUCUGGAUGGCCUCCAGGAUGUCCGCGCGCGGAAUGGUCGUAGACACCGGUGAAAUACGUGGGGCAGAAGUGGAGCUCCAGUGCCGUCACGCCAUCCCUGUAGCGGUCCUCGAUAGCCUCGGCCGUCACCUCCUGCACGACCUCCGGCGUAUCUGCAGUAUUAGAUGCAUGAAUGCAGGCAGGGAAAAGGCAUGGAGACAGGCGCUCAGUCUGGGAGGUAAUAUAUAUCUGUUGGCAUAUGUAAUGAGCUCGUGUAUUUACCGAAUAUGGUCGAUAUGCGGCUGAGAGGAGCCUGGCAGUCGGGCUCGAUCGUGUUGCGGACAUCGGCGGUGAAGUAGUCCACCUGGCCCCUCUCGUUUUCCGGAAGAGGCAGCUCCUCCACGUCGGCAGGUGGAGCUGUCUCUUGCUCCUGCUCCUGCUGCAGCAGCAGCAGCUGCUGCAAAUCAGAAGAGAAGAAACAAAAGCGAGAUGUUUCUCACUAUUUCCGUGGGCAAUGUGCGGUGUUUAUAUGCACCUGUCUCUCGUCCUUGGCCUCCCAGUCUGCCCCAGGACGGUUGCGAUGGAGCCAGGGCAGGCCCACGCUCCUCCAGCUGAAUGUAUGAAAGACAAAAGAGGCAAAGGGCACCAGAAAGCGACUUAUUCAAGGAUAAAUGCAAUGUGUGUCUCCCCGAUUAGGGCGUUUGCGUGUGUUCCUGAGUCCUGAGCAUACCUGGGCUCGUCUGUGUGCGCCAUGGACCUGUGCACGACGGAAGAGAAAGCACAUCGAUGACAUUCAGAACAAUGCUACUCAUGCAAUGCUCAGACGUACCAGUUGAUGUCCAUUUCAUUCUCGGCGUCCUGGCUGGCUCUCGGCUUCCGUGCCCUCCAACUGAUCCUCCGAGUCGCUGCUCAUCACCUAAGUCUUUGGGAGUCCUCUGAACCUGAAGUCACAUACAAUACAUACGACGCAACGUGGGAAUGCCGUCCAUGAGAGAAGCUCUUCAAUGGUGGCGUACCGCUCUCUGUCGUGUGCAGCGCCGGCCUCAUCCGCCUGUGCAGGCUGAGCUCCUUCCUCCACUGCAAUGCCGCCGUCUGGCGUCUCCUCUGCCCCCCGUUCCUCACCCUCUGUCGAGUCUAACAUCGGUCCUCUGUCGUUUCCAAGCUAUCUCCUUUGUUUAUCUUUCGCCCUGUCUCAAAGCAGACACCUCUACCUUCGGAAGUUCUCUGAACCUGGAGAUUUGAAUUCACAUACAAUACAUACGACGCAACGUGGGAAUGCCCUCCAUGAGAGAAGCUCUUCAAUGGCGGCGUACCGCUCUCUGUCUUCCGCACCGCCGGCUUCACCUGCCUCUGCAGGCUGUGCUGCGUUCGCCAUUGCAAUGCCGCCCUCUGGCGGCUGGCCUCCCGCUGGCCCCCGUCUCUCCUCACCGAUGUCGCUCAUCACCUCUGUCGACACACUUUUUGUGUUUUUUUCACCCGUCUGAUCACAAUCAUGGCCGGCAGCGUGCUGCUGAGGGUGAGGUUGGUCCCCUCGGCGUACAGCUGCCGCCAUCCGGCGACCAGUGGCUCCGCGAGGCUGCAAUGGACCGGAACGCCUCUCUCCCUGGCCCAGUCCACAGCGGCGGGCAUCUCACGACAGCCUGUCAGCCGGUUGGGGCCGGUGGUGUUGAGCAGCUGCUCGACGUUGCCCGGCUGCGAUGAGAGGCUCAAGGCAAUCUUGACGCCGGCUGCACGUACCCGCUCCAGACGUGUCUGUGUGGACAAACAGUAUCCAUGAAGCGUCUUUUGUCUGUCAUCCGUGGUCAACUGGUGGUGUCUAUACCUUGUAGUGGUCCUCCAGAAUGCGCGGGUCGUCGCCAUCGCUGACAACCCCGAAGACACUGUCUCCCUUGCGAAGUUGCACUGGCCGUUGAAUGCCGUCUCACAGACGUCGGGUUGCUGGCAGUAACGGCAUGUGAGACAGCACACGAGCCCAACCUGAGAAGGCGAAGACACACACGGUGAUCCAUCCAUCCAAGGCAGAACUACCAAGAUAAACCUUGAUGCAAUGCGUACGUGCCUCCACUUUGUCGUCGCACCGCGCCUCCCCUUUGAAGUUGGAGUUGAGUGUGGCUGUGAUUGUGAGUGGAUAGAAACUCAGUUCCAGGGCCACCACCGACUGCCUGUGUCUGUCCUCGAUGGCCUCCGCCACCACGCGCUCAAGCACCUCCACCGAGUCUGCACAUAUUCAUGAAUGUGUCACGCCACACAGAAUGACAUACACAAUAGGACGCAAACCCAGGGCUGGUUCGUGUGUGUGUGUGUGUGUGGACUGUGCGCACCGAGUAUCUUCGCGAUGAGAUCAAACACCUCCCUGAUGGUCUCGGUUUCCCUGUUGGUUUCGGUGAAAUACUUGUGCUGCUCGUCGUCGCCCUCUGGCAACGGCAGGCCUCGUUUCUUGUACUCUCUGUAUGUACAACGAGGACAGACAUGGAGAAUCUCUCAAUUGGUGCUGUAUGAUUGCUCUCACUCGAUGGCCGUCUCAGGUCGAACGGCGCCCUCCAGCUGGCAAUGGUCAGCCUUCGGUAAGUUCCUGUACCUGCAUCGACGGACACAGAUAUCAUUGCAGCGCAAAGCGUGUGGAAAGCAUGCAGUGAGCGAGUGACUGAACGUACCAGUCGUCGCUGAUGUCAUAUCUCCCAGCCCCUGCAACAGUGCCGCCCGAGGUGCCGCCGUCUGGCCUUGCCUCUGGCCCCCUUCGCUCACCCUCUGUGCCCUCCAUGAUCUCUUUGUCUUCUCUCACUUGUCUCAAAUCAAUCGCUCGCCCCCCAGCUUUCCCGGCGCCCUCCAGCUGGCAAUGAUCAGCCUUCGGUAACUUCUUGUACCU